Messenger RNA from Prorocentrum cordatum, 447 nucleotides. The record is from the annotation of a GenBank genome assembly. NCBI's taxonomy places the organism in Eukaryota, Dinophyceae, Prorocentrales, Prorocentraceae.
AUGGAUGUUGGUGCGUUCUUCCUCUUCGGUUGUCGACGCGUCUGUCAAGAAUCUCAUCGACGGCAAGCAUGCCGAGCUGCGCUGACCUCUGGGCGACGGGCUCGCCCAGCAAGAUGCCUCAGGAUGUUGCUCGUCUGCACAGCCCUCACUGCGGUGGCCGCGAAGCCGAAGAAGCACGGAGGGGGGUCGGCGUCGAAGGCGCACUGGAAGAAGGAGAGCGAGUGCGCAAAGAGCAUCUGCAAGGAUUUUCACACCGACGAGAACGAUGAUUGCUUGGCAGCCUGUGUGUCCCAAUCGUGCCACGCUGAGGUCUACGCGGCGGAUCCGCUGGAGCCGGGCGAGGUGGACAGAGAGCGGCAGACCAAGUUCAACGGUUGUGUCAAGAGGGAGCAGGACGAAGAGAAGAAGCAGAAGGCGCAAGAGAAGCGCGAUGCUCGGAAUAGAUGA